UAUAAAUCUUCUCCAUUCCCCUCUCUCCCUCUCGUCACGCCUUCUCUCUCUCCACAGAACCUCCAUUUUUAUGAUCUUAAGGACCGUCUCUCUAUCUAAUUCUAUGGCGGUUACUAAUAAAGAUGUCGAUCGGAUCAAAGGCCCAUGGAGCCCCGAGGAAGACGAUGCUUUACAAAAGCUUGUUCAAAAGCAUGGACCGAGAAACUGGUCUUUGAUCAGUAAAUCUAUUCCCGGUAGGUCCGGUAAGUCCUGUCGGCUGCGGUGGUGCAACCAGCUCUCGCCGCAGGUUGAGCACCGGGCGUUUACGCCGGAAGAGGAUGAGACUAUAAUUCGUGCUCAUGCUCGCUUUGGUAACAAGUGGGCCACCAUAGCACGGCUUCUUAACGGCCGGACCGAUAACGCUAUUAAGAACCACUGGAACUCGACGCUGAAGAGAAAGUGCUCGUCUAUGGCGGAAGAUGGUGGUGCGUUUGAUGGCAAUUGUCAGCCGUUAAAGAGAUCGGUGAGUGCGGGUUCUGGUAUGGCUGUGUCUACAGGGCUUUAUAUGAGCCCUGGUAGUCCAUCUGGAUCUGACGUAAGCGAUUCAAGUGUUCCUGUUUUAUCUUCCUCGCAUGUGUAUAGACCUGUAGCUAGAACUGGAGCUGUUAUUCCUCCUGUGGAAACGACAUCGUCUUCUAAUAACAACGACCCACCCACCUCGCUCUGUUUAUCGCUUCCCGGCGUUGACUCUUCUGAGGUGUCAAACCGAGUAGCUGAGUCAACUCAAGCGACAAACACAAUAUCCUUGAUGCCGCCAAUGAAUAACGUUUCAUCUCCUCCACCUGCACGGCCGCCACCGGCUGCAUCUGUGCAACCACAGCAGGGGGCGGUGAAUGGUGGCUUAGGAACAGGGUUUGUAGGGUUUACUGCAGAGUUUAUGGCGGUGAUGCAAGAGAUGAUUAGGAUGGAGGUAAGGAAUUAUAUGAUUGAGAAGGCAGGCGGAGGAAGCGGUGGCGCUAAUGUUGGAAUGUGUUUUCAGGCGGCGGGCGGAGAAGGUUUUAGAAAUGUGGCAAUGAAUAGGGUUGGGGUUAGUAAGAUCGAGUAGUUACUAGUUACUGCGAGUAGUAAGUGAGAAUGAGUCGGUGAAAAUUGAACAGAGUAGAGAGAGAGAGAGAGAGAGAGAGAGAGAGAGAGAGAGAGAGAGAGAGAGAGAGAGAGAGAACUGGGCUUUGUUUUUUUUCUCUUUGUUUAGGGAAUAAUUUUGGGCAUUGUACAGAGAAAAAGAGAGAAAUGGGUAAAAAUGAAGAAUGUUUUGACAGACGGAAAAAAAACAUGGAUAUGGAAGUUUGAUUUUGAUGAAGACGAGAAUGAGAAAGUUUGGAACUUUACCCAUUUCUGGCCCUGGCUCUUCUCAG
Jatropha curcas is the source of this 1394-nucleotide messenger RNA. Its product is annotated as transcription factor MYB44. The record is from RefSeq and is a predicted model, not a curated record. Gene Ontology annotation, biological process: regulation of DNA-templated transcription. NCBI's taxonomy places the organism in Eukaryota, Viridiplantae, Streptophyta, Magnoliopsida, Malpighiales, Euphorbiaceae. Gene Ontology annotation, cellular component: nucleus. Gene Ontology annotation, molecular function: DNA-binding transcription factor activity, RNA polymerase II-specific; RNA polymerase II cis-regulatory region sequence-specific DNA binding.